AUGAGCGAUACUGCAAUAGUUAAUAAUAUAGCUGACAAACCAAUAAAAGUUAAUAAAUGGGAAUCAAAUGCCGUCAAAAAUGCAUUAGAUGAUGCAUGCAAAAAAUAUUUCAAAGAGACACUUAAUUUUACUGAAGAUUAUAAAUUAAUGGAUGGUCGUCUCUAUAUCUCAUUUAUUGCAUGUUUGUUUUCGGGCUAUGCUUUAGUCUAUGAUUGGUUAAAUCCAUUUCCAAAAUCACGUUCAGUACUAAUUCUUUGCGUUAUAGCUUAUUUUAUACUUAUGGGUAUUUUAACAUUUUAUAUGCAGUUUAUUGAACGUAGUAAAUUUUAUACUGGUAAACUAGUUGAUAGAACUGGUCUUGAUCCUGUAUCUCGAUGUACUGUUUCAUCAAAACUUAAAAAAUAUGAUGAUAAAUAUAAUUUAACAUUAGAAUAUAAUGAUGGAAAAGAUAAAACAACAAAAUCAACACAAACAUUAUUAACUUCUGUUGGUAAUUAUUUUGAUGAGAAUGGUGUUUUAAUUUAUGAUCGAUUAACCGAUGAUUUAAAAAAAUUGUAUGAUCAAGCACGAUCGAAUGCACGUAAAGUUAAAUAA
Messenger RNA from Adineta steineri, 594 nucleotides. Lineage: Eukaryota; Metazoa; Rotifera; Eurotatoria; Adinetida; Adinetidae. The record is from the annotation of a GenBank genome assembly.